This is a messenger RNA of Lemur catta (Ring-tailed lemur), 4033 nucleotides long. RefSeq names its product insulin like growth factor binding protein acid labile subunit (gene IGFALS). The record is from RefSeq and is a predicted model, not a curated record. Gene Ontology annotation, molecular function: protein binding. The transcript is spliced from 2 exons. Gene Ontology annotation, cellular component: plasma membrane. Bases 2069 to 3835 code for a protein of 588 amino acids. NCBI's taxonomy places the organism in Eukaryota, Metazoa, Chordata, Mammalia, Primates, Lemuridae.
AGGAGUUCGAGACCAGCCUGAGCAACACAGUGAGACCCCGUCCAUACCAAAUAUUAAAAGAAAAAGAAAAUUGGCAGGAGACUUAAAACACGCACUCGUUGAAACAGGAGAAUCCAAUGGCCAAGGAGCCUCUGAAAAAUGCUCAGUCUCCACUGCUGAGAAAACACAAAGCAACAAAAGCCGCCAUCCUUCCGCCACCAGAGCAGGGUGUGAACAGAGAGCGAGGUCCGCCUAACUCCUUGGGAAGGGGUGGCCUCACCCCCUGGGAAGACGCACGUCCCUGGGUCCCAGCGACUCCAUUCAGUUCUGCUCCCACAGAGGUGUGCCGCGGGGACGCUACCACAGGGCCCGAGGGUGUCGCUGGAAGCUAAGCUGGCGGCAGACCUGCGCCUCCUGCAGCAGCAAAGCGAACGCAGAGAACAGCGGCUGCCACGCGGCUGCACCGCACACAGCUGGCACAGCGGCCUGACGCCAUGUCCGUGAGGACUGGAAGAGGCAGCACUAACUCCUCAGGGAGACACUGCUGGUAAAACCAGAGGGAGACGGGGGAGCGGCCAGCCUGCAGCGGGGACAGUUGGGGACAGAGUGUUCUCCGUGGAACCCGUGGCUGGAUGUAUGCAUGCACGUUCCUCAGUGUCCUUCCAGACUUCAAGAGGUUUAAAAAUGUAUAACCUGCUUGCCAAGAUCCUGUUGAGGCUCCCCUACCACAUGGAGCUCGCCCCGAGGCUUACACAGAGUCCUGUUAACUCCCCUCCCCCCCACAUGGCGAGGGGCUCAGGGGCGGCGGGUGUGCCCGGCUCCAGCCUCAGCCCCAGGCAGCAGCCACACGGACACAGAGGCCCCACUCGGGGACCUUUCCCGGGAAGAGGCCGCCCGGCUGGCCCUGGGGCCCCUGCUGAGUCUGCACUUUCCGCUGUGUAAACUUACCUGUGGAUCUUUCUGGGUGUGGACUUUCUCCCUGCGGAUCUAUAAUUUCUCAGAACAGAAGCCGAGAAACGACCUGGGGAACGAUCGAUUCUCAAUAAAGGGAAGGAGAAGCGUGUCCCUAGCACCGGCACGGGGGACCCGCCCACGGGACCGGAUACCCUGGAGACUGGGGGUGUGGGUCACUGCCCCGCCUACCUGGUCCGCGCCCACAGUGCCUCUUCCAGCUCCUUCCGAGCACAUGAUCCCACCCCCCAGAGUGAGGGGGCAGGGCCACCGACAGCCAGAGAGGGGUCCUCGGGGAUGUGCAGGGGACAGGCAGGCAGGACGAUGGCCGGGCCCCACCUGCUCAGGCCCGGAAGGAGGCAGUGACCAGUGGAGACGGGGUUCAAGCAGGACAAGGAGGGCCGGGGGAGGCGCCGGGCCUCUGCGGGCAAGAGCAGCCUUCUUCCCCGGCCCGGCUGAGGGCGACCACAGGCCAGGCCACCCCCACUUCCCUGCCUGCCUCUCCCCAGGAAGACAGGGCUGGGAAAGCAAACACAGGCGCCCGGUGUUCCUGCCCAGUGUUCCUAGAAGAGGCUUGGGGGUGGGGCAGUGGCCAGACACCAGCUGACCCUGAGGUCACAGGAGGCUGAGACAGGCCUGGGCCCUGGACAGCCCCUGAGCCCGGGAGCCCAAAUGGUGACCCCCUCUGGGGAGAGCGGGUGGGCACCACACAGGGGGCACAUGGGGAAAGGGGGUGGCGCCCACGGAGGCCAACAGUCAUGGCUCAGCCUGGGAAUGGAUCCCCAAGACCUCAGAGCCACCCGAGGGGUCCCUGCCCAUGAGUGGGAACGGGCAAAGCCCUGGGUUCCCCAGACCUGCCUCGAGCACCAGCCCACUCCCAGGGGGCCCCACCCCCACCUGGCUGCCCAGCCCCGCCCCAGCCAGCUCCGCAGGGAAACGGGGACCGGUGCCUCGGGUCAGAGGCGGCUUUGGGUGGACUCUCGCCCACACCGUCUGCACCAGUGCUGGCUGCCCGGCACGAGGGGGUUAACGGGGCUGGGGCCAGCUGGGCCGGGCCUGCGGCCGACAGGCACUGGCUGCCCCGGGGCCGGCACGGCAGACGCUCUCACUGCAGCCCACAGCCCGGUCUGCACACGCAAUGGCCCUGAGGAAAGCAGGCCUGGCGCUGGCGCUGCUGCUGGCGUGCGGGGCAGCGCUGGGCCACCAGUGCCCGGCCGCCUGCACCUGCAGCUCCGGCGACGACGCGGACGGGCUCGGCGUCUUCUGCAGCUCGAGGAACCUCACGCAGCUGCCCGCCGGCAUCCCCGCCGGCGCCAGGGCACUGUGGCUCGACGGCAACAACCUCUCCUCCAUCCCCCCGGCCGCCUUCCAGAACCUCUCCAGCCUGGACUUCCUCAACCUGCAGGGCAGCCAGCUGGGCAGCCUGGAGCCGCAGGCGCUGCUGGGGCUGCGGAACCUGUACCACCUGCACCUGGAGCGGAACCAGCUGCGGAGCCUCGCGGCCCACACGUUCGCGCACACGCCCGGCCUGGCCUCGCUCAGCCUCAGCAACAACCUCCUGGGCAGGGUGGAGGAGGGGCUCUUCGCGGGGCUCGCCAACCUCUGGGACCUCAACCUCGGCUGGAACAGCCUGGCGGUGCUGCCUGACACGGCCUUCCAGGGCCUGGGCAACCUGCGCGAGCUGGUGCUGGCCGGGAACAGGCUGGCCUACCUGCAGCCGGCGCUCUUCUGCGGCCUGGGCGAGCUGCGCGAGCUGGACCUGAGCAGGAACGCGCUGAGGAGCGUCAAGGCCAACGUCUUCACGCGGCUGCCCAGGCUGCAGAAGCUCUACCUGGGCCGCAACCUCAUCGCCGCCGUGGCCCCGGGUGCCUUCCUGGGCAUGAAGGCGCUGCGCUGGCUGGACCUGUCCCACAACCGCGUGGCCGGCCUCCUGGAGGACACGUUCCCGGGCCUGCUGGGCCUGCACGUCCUGCGCCUGUCGCACAACGCCCUGGCCGGCCUGCGGCCCCGCACCUUCAAGGACCUGCACUUCCUGGAGGAGCUGCAGCUCGGCCACAACCGCAUCCGGCAGCUGCCCGAGCGCGCGUUCGAGGGCCUGGGGCAGCUGGAGGUGCUCACGCUCAACAGCAACCAGAUCCAGGACAUCAAGGCAGGUGCCUUCCUCGGCCUCCUCAACGUGGCCGUCAUGAACCUCUCUGGCAACUGUCUCCGGAACCUUCCGGAGCAGGUGUUCCAGGGCCUGGGCAAGCUGCACAGCCUGCACCUGGAGGGCAGCUGCCUGGGCCGCAUCCGCCAGCACACCUUCACCGGCCUCUCGGGGCUGCGCAGGCUGUUCCUCAGGGACAACGGCAUCUCCGACAUCGAGGAGCAGAGCCUGUGGGGCCUGGCCGAGCUCCUGGAGCUGGACCUCACCUCCAACCAGCUCACGCAGCUGCCCCGCCGGCUCUUCCAGGGCCUCUGCAAGCUGGAGUUCCUGCUCCUCUCUCGCAACCGGCUGUCGGCGCUGUCCGCGGAGGCCCUGGGCCCCCUGCAGCGGGCCUUCUGGCUGGACGUCUCGCACAACCGCCUGGAGGCGGUGGCCGAGGGCCUCUUCUCGCCACUGGGGCGGCUGCGCUACCUCAGCCUCAGGAACAACUCGCUGCAGUCCUUCGUGCCACACCCUCCCGGCCUGGAGCGCCUGUGGCUCGAGGGCAACCCCUGGGACUGCCGCUGCCCCCUCAAGGCGCUGCGGGACUUCGCCCUGCAGAACCCCAGUGCCGUGCCCCGCUUCAUCCAGGUGGCCCCCGAGGGAGAUGACUGCCAGCCCCCCGUGUACACCUACAACAACAUCACCUGUGCCGGUCCCCCUGGCGUCGAGGGCCUCGACCUGCGGGACGUCAGUGAGGCCCACUUUGCUCACUGCUGACCCCGGGGCUCCUGGCUGUGGUCCCCUGCCUGGCUCGCCCCGGCCAGACGCUGCCCUGUGGUCAGGACAGGUCCUUGCUGUCCUCAGAAUGAGGAGCUGUGAAGAACGGUCCCCAGGCUGUGCCAGCCUGAUGGGGUGAGGGGGGUGGGCAUGGCAGUCCCCCUGCUGUCACCAAUUAAAGGAGGACAACACACCGAA